UGGAGUUCAGGGAUCGCCGCAGUCGCCGCCAGCGGCGUUGACAUCGGCAGGAGCGGGGCGUCGCAGAGCAGCCCUUGCCGCCCUCUCUCCCGGACCGGCCCCGACUGAGUUCCAGGUGCAGGAUUCGGAUCACAGGAGACCGGGGCGGUGGCGAUCCCGGUGAAUGAGCGGCGCCCGGCGCAGGAUAUAAAGCUGUUGCAGAGGUUUCCCAGCCUGGCUUCAACCACGGAGUCUCCCGAUUGGAUGUGCCGUUCCCAUGACAAUGCAUUCUCUGGACGAGCCCCUGGACCUGAAGCUGAACAUCUCCAAGCUCCGGAUGAUGAGGGGGAAGAAGCAGAGACGCCACGAGGCUGCGGAAGAGAGCAAUGCCCGGAGGGAGCUGAAGAUGACUGACGAUCGCACCGCGGUUAUGGCACCGGGAUCUCCCCAGGCCCCGCAGACUGGUCCUUUUAUGGUCUCCCAGGCUGACGAGAAGCAGGACUCCCGCUACUCUCCAUCCCAGAGCUCUGUAUCCAUCGUGGACCUGAGCCUCUCCCCUGGAUCUGCCCUCGAUUCGCCCCCCAGCUCUGCCCUGCUGCCUGACGAGUUGCAGAAUGGUGGUGAAGAUUCUCCAGGUGUUGGGACCCCGGCCCGUUUUCUGGAGGGGACUCAGAGCUCCCAGACGUUUCAGUUCUUCCUGCCUCUGGGUUCGAGGAGCCCCGUGCAUCUGCCAUCGUCUUUAUUAGUGACGCCCCCUAAGGAGGUGCAGGCCCUGCUCGAGCUCCCGGAAGAACAGCUGGCGUGCCGAUGGCGCAAGUGUAACCAGCUGUUUGAAUCACUUCAGGAUCUGGUCAAUCACGUCAACGAUUUCCACGUCAAACCGGAGAAGGAAACCGGAUACUGCUGCCACUGGGAGGGCUGUGCCCGGAAAGGCAAGGGGUUCAAUGCCAGGUACAAGAUGUUGAUUCACAUCCGAACUCACACCAACGAGAAGCCUCAUCGCUGCCCAACCUGUAACAAGAGCUUCUCCCGGCUGGAGAACCUGAAAAUCCACAACCGCUCACACACAGGGGAGAAACCAUACAUCUGUCCAUACGAGGGCUGUAAUAAGCGGUACUCCAACUCCAGCGAUCGCUUCAAACACACUCGGACACAUUACGUGGACAAACCGUACUACUGCAAGAUGCCAGGUUGCCACAAGAGAUAUACAGACCCCAGCUCUCUGCGCAAACACAUCAAAGCCCACGGGCACUUUGUGUCUCCAGAACAGCAGGGGCUGCUGAAACUCCGACAGACGGGAAAGAGCCCCACAGCAUCACCUCACCUCAACGGGGCACAGGUCAUCAUUCCCAAUCCAGCGGCCCUCUUCGGCAGUCAUCCCCUGCAGGGACUGGGGGCGUCCCUGCCGAUACCGAUUCACCCAGCCCCGCUGGACCUCAGCCCCCUGACCUGCAGCACUGUCACCUCGCCCCCAAUUCCCGCUGUCCCCAGCUCCAUCAUCUCCCUCAAUGGCACCCCGAUAAACCUGGCCAAGUCAUCCUUGAUGUCCUCACCGGUGCCCGCCAGCUCCCUGGGUCUUCCACUGAUGUCCUUGAUGAGCGGAUCUCAGAGCCACCUCCAGAGGCUGCCCACUUCAAAACCCAAAGCAGCUGGGUGCAAGAAAGCGGACGAGAAGAUCAAAGGUCCCCUGUCACUGGAGAGGGCUGAGGUACGGCUGAGGCCCCCGGCAGAAGGUUUCUCUGUGCUCCCCGGCGCAGUGAUAGACUUAUCGAGCGGAAUGGGUACCCUGCCAGGGGCUGACUCUCUUCCUCCAGCCUGGGUGGUGUUUCCCCCAGGUUCAGUCCUGCUCAAGCCCGCUGUGGUAAACUGAAUCUGAUCUGGCCAACCCAGCUGGGUCAGUCUCUGACAGAGGCAACGAGCCCCAGCGCUAUCCUUCCUGAAAAUUCGUCAUCAAUUCCUCUCCCUGGUGGGUUGAAUGUUUGUCAGUGGUAACUUGACUUCAUACUGAAAGGAAAUGACUGAUCAGAUCCCCGUUUAAGUGCUAGGAGAGAAGUUAUCUCAUUGUCCGGGGCAUCCCAAUCAGAUGAAUAUUUGUUGCCCACACCUGGAAAAGAGCUGGGCGUAAAUCCAGCUGCAGAGGUUGGCUUCACCCCAGGGGUACAGAGGGAACAUCCACCUCUUCUCACUCUCAUCAAAGACCUCCUCCUUCUCUUCAAUCACUUACAAUCUCUUUGUUUUGCACCAGAUCAUGAUGAGAAGUCGACCAAAUUAUCCAUUGAUACUAGAAACUAGUCAGCAGAUGAAGCUUACAACCAUCGUCAUCAUCAUGGCUCUGGGGAUUUGAACCAGUUUCAUUGAUGAGCGAAUGGGUAUGGGAAAUGGUGUAUCAAGAAGCAUCAGUGGGCAGUCACGGAUCAGUUGGGAGACGGGUAAGCUGGAGGAGAAUGAGGUUUAGUUGGGAAUUGGGGUCAGUAGGGGUGGGAAUGGGAACUCUAGGGGCAGGAAUGUGGAUCAAUGGGGGAGACAGCUCUGAGCCAUCGAACAAAUUUGGAAAGAAGCACUUUGUGUUGAACUAAACACACAGGGGGAGGGGGGCUGAAUUUCAACCCUUGCUUCCAUCUUGCCAACUGUACUGAUUCAGGACACUGCUAGCUUUUGUCCGCAAUUUGCAAGAACUUUGAAUCUCCCAAUUAUUGUUCCUUCCCUCACACCCACAAGUUGUAUCAGAAGAUUUGAAAGGGAACAUUAAAAAUUGCACACAGAUCUAGAUCUGGAAACCACGGGUGGGCAUGUAUGCUUUCAGUGGCUACUUGAUUAGGUACAGGAGUGGAACCCAGUGUGGUCUUGUGCUGCUGUAGCUCGUCCACUUCAACAUUCAACAUGUGCAUUCAGAGAUGCUCUUCUGCACACAACUAUCACAACACAAGGUUAUUGGAGUUACUGUUACUUUCCCAUCAGCUUGAACCAGUCUGGCCAUUCUCCUCUGACCUCUCUCAUUAACAAGGUGUUUUCACCCACAGAACUGCUGCUCACUGGAUGUUUUUUGUUUUUCAAACCAUUCUCUGUAAACUCUACAGACUGUUGUGUGUGAAAAUCCCAGCAGAUCAGCAGUUUCUGAGAUACUCAAACCACCCAGUCUGGCACCAACACUCAUUCCAAGGUGAAAGUCACUUUGAUCCCAUUUCUUCCCCGUUCUGAGGUUUGAACUGAACAAAAACUGAACCUCUUGACCAGGUCUGCAUGAGUUGCUGCCACAUGAUUGGCUGAUUAGAUAUUUGCAUUAACGAACAGGUGUACAGGCAGACCCUAAUCAAGUGGCCAGUGAGCGUAAAACUUUUAUACAAAUCUACACGCAGGAGAAGUUGCAAUAAAAGUCAGUGUCCUAAUACUGUGUGAGAUAACGGCGACUCUAGCCUUUAACCUUGAAGAACCAGUAGCAGCAAACCACACCAGAUUCUACUGCUGUGCCUAAGGAACUAACAUGACAGGUUUUACAGAAACCAAGUAUGACACCUACAGGAAAUAUAGGUUAAAUGCCAACUACUGGUGAAUAUUUCAUACAUAGAUAGAACCUUGAAUUUUUUAUUUAAGGUGAGGGUUGUGACUUUAUUUAUUCACUGCCUACUGCCCCCCAGUUUGAGGAUAAUUUAUUCCCUGCAGUGGUUGGUUAGAAAAUGACCAAAUUUCCUGUAUGAACAACCCUGAGCUAAUCCCACUGCCCUCUGCCCCUCCCGCUCUGUACAAGUAGCCCUGUAUCAACCCCAAACUGGUCACAUUCUCUCCCCAUGGCCCUGCAAGUUCCUGUCACAAACAUCUGCUGAUCUCUCCGUCCCCUUUCACUGCUUGCUCUAAACAUUGCAACACUCAGUUUUUAUUUUUUUAUUUAGCGAUAAGAGUGAGGAACAGGCCCUUCUGGCUAGCCACCUGUUUAACCCCAAUGAGCUGUGUGACCCAGCUACUCUCUGAUUUAACCCCAGCAGGACAACUUACAAUGACCGAUUAACCUACUAACCACUAUGUCUUUGGAACGUGGGAGGAACCUGAGUAGCCAGAGGUUGCCACGUGGAGAAUGUGAAAACUCCUUACAGACAGCAGUGGAAUUAAACCUGGGCCACUGGCACUAACUGCUACACUGCUCCUUUCUCUAAAACUCAGGUCCUCAAGUCCUGACAACAUCCUUGUAAAUUUUCUAUGUACUCUUUUAAUCGGUUGAUAUUUAGGAGAUCGGAAAAGAUUGUCCAUUAGCCUCUUGGUAUUUUUACACAUCUACUUACCAUUCACUGAUGCUCAGAAAGGUACGUCUCGAGGAGUAACUUUAAAAUCAACCCUGCCUUCUACCAUCUUACUCAAUGCUGACCAUAACUACAUCAUUCAGAAAUAGAGUCAAAAGUACAGCACAGAAACAGGUCCUUCAACCCAUCUAGUCUAUGCCAACCAUUUAAACUGCCCAGACCCAUUGACCUGCACCGAGACCAGAGCUCUCCAUACCCCUACCAUCCAUGUACCUAUCAAAACUUACAUUGAACAUUCAAAUCGAGCUCACACGCACCACUUGAGCUAGCGGCUUGUUCCACUCUCUCACAGCCCUCUGAGCGAAGCUUCCCCUCAUGUUCCCCUUAACUGUUUCACCUUUCACCCUUGAUUUCUGGUGUGUUGUCCAGCCAGCCUCAGAGGAAAAAGCCCGCUUGUAUUUACACUUUCUACAAUCAUUUUGUAUGUCUCUACCAAAUCUCCCCCUCAACCUCCUGUGUUCCUAACCUAGACAAAUAGGAGGCCCAAAGGUGAACGUUGAUCCAAAUGUCCAAUUAGUACUACUUCUCAAAGGGAAAAUGCUCUACAGUGUCAUUCUGUGUGCUUAACUGAGCAAUGAGUGAAGUUGUUACGGACAGCCAUUCCCAUUGAGCAGUGACGGAGGGCUGUGGUGAAAGGUAAACUGCUGACAUACAAAGAGAUUACAAUGCCCCUUGCCCGUCCUGCUGAAACUCUCAGUCCUGCCCUUUUCUUAACCUCGACAUGAACGCUCCAAUAUGACUAGACUUUGGAAACUUGAAGAAAGCUUGUAAUGGCCAGUGCACAGAACACACAUGAGCCUGCUGUUCUAUACUCGCUCCCAAAUAAUCAACAUCUUCAUUCUAAAUUUCUCAGCAGUGUUUCAAAUUCUUCUGCAACUUCAUCCCUGUCUGGUUCUACAAACCUCUGAGAUCGUUGCACUUCAAGCCCGGCUUCUCAAAUUUAACCCUCUUCUAUUGGUGGCUUUAACAUCUUUUGUCACAACUUAAAGAACAUAGAACAUUACAACACCAUACAAACCUUCGGCCCACGAUAUUGUGCUGACCUUUUAAACUAUGCAAAAAUCAAUCUAACUUCAGGGAUUAAAAGAGGAUCUGUCCCAGGGGAUUACAGACUAAUGGUAAAAACAGUGACUAAGUGAGAGACUGAGGAAGAGAUGGCUCAGACAAACAAGGAGACUGGGGAUGGAAUGGGAGUUCUGAUGAAUCCUGAAUUUGCAGUGGAAUGAGGAACGAGCCCCAAAAAGGGAUGAGGGGAGGAGAUCCUUAUUAAUUUUAUCUUAAUUUAAAAACAUUCCUUUAACUUAGUUUUACAGUUAAAUUCUCCAAAUCCCAUGGUAUUAACUGCAGAUAUACAGCACUAAACAGUAUCAUUUAAUCCCACAGUUAAGUGGAAGAUCAAAUAGGCCAGGAUCAGAAUCGGGUUUAAUAUCAUAUUGUUGUUUUGUGGCAGCAGUGCAUUGCAAUACACGAUUAUAAAAACCGUAAAUUACAAUAAGAUUUUUAAAAAUAAAUUAGUGCAAAAAGGGGGAAAAUAGUGAGAUAGUGUUCUUGGAUUCAUUGUUCAUUCAGAAAUCUGAUGGCAGAGGGGAAGAACCUGUUCCUGAAAUGUUGUGUGGGUCCCCUCAGGCUCCUGUGCCUCCUCCUUGAUGGUGGGGAGGAGAAGGGGGCAUCAGAGUCACAUCUGGUUAAGUGACUCAGAAAGUCUGAACAUUGCCGUGUCCAGUUUCCACAUACACGGUUUCACAGGAUGGAUGCUUCCUCUCAAGUGCUCUCACAUUGACAGGAAGAGUUUGUACUGUCAAAGUGUGUGUUCCUGACGAAGCGUUCAUCCUUGUGCUGCCUGUCAAAAUGUAGAGCUUUAAAAUUCUCUCUCGCGCUUUCAUUCCUUUGAUAUUCCCUCAGAACUACCUCCUUGACCAGACCAGUCACCUGUCCCAAUAUCCCAUACUGUUUGACGUCAUUUUUAUGUGGUAACAUUCCUAUUAAGCACAUGGGACAUUUCUCCUUGUUAAUGACUGGUUAACAUGAUGUUUUUAUGUAUGAUUAUAGAUGCAUUUUGUUUUUGCCAGCUGGAAAACCUGUAGUAACCUACCUAUUCUGUCACCUCAGCCAAGAACCAUGAUAUUAGCACUGAUGAAGGCUGAUGGCAGAGAAUUCAACCAGUGAGAUCCUGUUAACUUUAGGAACUUCAUACCGAUGCUCUCACAUUGACAGGAAGAGAUCACACUGUCAAAGCGUGUAUUCUGACAAAGCAUACACCCUGUGUGCUGCCAGUCAAAAUGUAAAUCUCUCUAUAAGCCGUUUAUUAAUUUUACUAUUUCCAAGACAAAGAAACAUUUAUCUUUCUGCAGGCUGUACACUGUAUAGUACUGUUAAGUGUACUCGGACCCCAGUGGGUCUAGACUUAUCUCCUCACCCUCUAGUACUAAUAAGCUAAAUAAUAAUGGAUUAAGCUUUUUGUAAAAGGUCAGUUGUACAGUGUGUGCAUUAUUGGACAGGGCCCACCUGGGUCUGGACCAGAUUACCCAACAUUCCACAUCUUCCCAGCAGUAUUUUUGACAUGUUUCAAAGUGCCUUUUUACCGUACAAUCUAAGUAAGUGUGGCUCCCGUGAUGGAGAUGCAGCAGGGUAGCCUCAAGCAGAUGCCCUGUACUGACGUCCUCUGACAAGGGACACAGAU
Messenger RNA from Mobula hypostoma (lesser devil ray), 6951 nucleotides. RefSeq names its product GLIS family zinc finger 2b (gene glis2b). NCBI's taxonomy places the organism in Eukaryota, Metazoa, Chordata, Chondrichthyes, Myliobatiformes, Myliobatidae. Gene Ontology annotation, biological process: regulation of transcription by RNA polymerase II. The coding region runs from base 257 to 1849 and encodes 530 amino acids. The transcript is spliced from 7 exons. Gene Ontology annotation, molecular function: RNA polymerase II cis-regulatory region sequence-specific DNA binding; DNA-binding transcription factor activity, RNA polymerase II-specific. The record is from RefSeq and is a predicted model, not a curated record. Gene Ontology annotation, cellular component: nucleus.